Molecule: messenger RNA, 312 nt
Organism: Miscanthus lutarioriparius
Lineage: Eukaryota; Viridiplantae; Streptophyta; Magnoliopsida; Poales; Poaceae
Source: the annotation of a GenBank genome assembly
AUGAAGGCGCUGGUGGUGACGGUGCUUCUCCUGCUCUCCUCCACCCUGGCCGCGUCACAAUGGUGCGUGUGCAGGCAGGACGCGACGCAGGCCGCGCUGCAGAAGACCAUCGACUACGCCUGCGGCUCCGGGGCGGACUGCAACUCCAUCCAUGAGAACGGGCGUGCUACAACCCCAACACCGUCCCGGCGCACUGCUCCUGGGCGGCCAACAGCUACUACCAGAACAACAAGGCCAAGGGCGCCACCUGCGACUUCACCGGCACCGCCACCCUCACCACCAGCGACCCAAGUAAUGCCCCCUCAAGCAUAG